AUGCGUAAGUGCAAGGUGUUCAUGGGCACUUCUCACCCAGAACUUGGGAAGUUAGUGUGUGAGAAGCUGGGCAUCGAGCCGGCGCCAUGUACACUGAAGAAGUUUGCCAACGGCGAAACGUCUGUACAAAUCGGGGUCUCUGUGCGUGAUGAGGAUGUAUACGUGAUCCAGUCGGGGUCGUCGACCAUCAAUGACCACAUUAUGGAGCUGCUCAUUCUAGUCUCCGCGUGUAAGGGGGGCUCUGCACGGAAGGUGACGGCAGUGAUUCCGCAGUUCCCAUACUCCAAGCAAUGCAAGAUGAAGAAGCACAGAGGCGCAAUCACAGCACGUAUGCUUGCGAACUUGCUGAUAAUAGCCGGCGCGGACCAUGUCGUGUCCAUGGACCUGCACGCCUCGCAGAUGCAGGGGUUCUUCACGAAGCCAGUGGACAACCUGUACGGUGGCCCCAGCCUGGCGAAAUGGAUCAGAGAGAAUGUGGAGGACUAUCAGCACGCUGUCGUAGUUUCAAAAAACCCUGGCGGUACGAAGCGUGUGACAGCGCUUGCUGAUUCGCUGAAGAUUAACUUCGCGAUGAUUCACACCGAUCGUCGUCGGUCCAAAGACCUUUACUCCCAGACCAAGGAUAUGAAGCAGUUGCGGAUGCGGAAGCAGUCCAUGCUACGGAAAAACAGGCCGAUUGUCAGGCCGGGUGCUGCUGAAGACGAGGAAGAGAAUAUCAUAUUGACCAACGGGAUCCAGACUGCUCGGAUUAUUAAUGGACAUGUUAUCGAUGAUGAUGUGGAUGAUGCAUACCAUUCGGAUGUCGUCGUUUCGGAUCAGGAAGGAUCUCUCGCAAGUGACUCGUAUCCCAUCGGUGGUAGUUACGAAGCCGCAGCCGACUCGGAAGAUGAAGAGGCACCACAGGAAAAGCAGGAAAAGCUUAUCACGUUAGUGGGUAACGUGAACGGGCGGUCUGCAAUCAUUCUGGAUGACAUGAUUGACAGACCCGGUUCCUUCAUCUCUGCUGCAGAGCAUAUGGUUAAGAAUUGUGGUGCGAAACGUGUUUAUGUUGUAGCCACACAUGGCAUCUUCACCGGCGACUGUUUAGAGCAGCUAGAACAGUCCGAUGCCGUGUACCAAGUCAUUGUUACCAACACGUAUCCAAUCAAUAGAGAUCGCAUGAAGCGCUCCCAAAAGCUGGUUGUUAUUGAUACGUCGUCUAUUUUUGCCGAAUGUAUCCGCCGCGAUCACUAUGGUGAAUCUAUAUCUGUUCUGUUUGAUUCACUAGCCUCGCUGUAG
This is a messenger RNA of Eremothecium gossypii ATCC 10895, 1278 nucleotides long. RefSeq names its product ribose phosphate diphosphokinase subunit PRS1 (gene PRS1). NCBI's taxonomy places the organism in Eukaryota, Fungi, Ascomycota, Saccharomycetes, Saccharomycetales, Saccharomycetaceae. The transcript has a single exon. Gene Ontology annotation, cellular component: ribose phosphate diphosphokinase complex; cytoplasm. Gene Ontology annotation, molecular function: magnesium ion binding; ribose phosphate diphosphokinase activity. The record is from RefSeq and is marked provisional. Gene Ontology annotation, biological process: 5-phosphoribose 1-diphosphate biosynthetic process; ribonucleoside monophosphate biosynthetic process; purine nucleotide biosynthetic process. The coding region runs from base 1 to 1278 and encodes 425 amino acids.